Molecule: messenger RNA, 1718 nt
Organism: Staurois parvus
Lineage: Eukaryota; Metazoa; Chordata; Amphibia; Anura; Ranidae
Source: the annotation of a GenBank genome assembly
AUGCUUGCUGGUAUGGAAGAGUUGCUCCUGCUACCUGGAGAGGUGGUAAAAGAUAUGGGUAAAGAUGUCACGUACAUCUGUCCAUUUACUGGAGCCAUCCGGGGGAGUUUCACAGUUACGAACUACAGACUGUACUUUAAAAGUUUGGAGCGGGAUCACCGCUUGAUAUUGGAUGCUCCUCUGGGAAUCAUAAGCCGAAUUGAAAAAAAAUUGGGGGAGCUGCAAGUCGUGGAGACAAUUCACAUGGGAUAGAAAUUGUGUGCAAGGACAUGAGAAACAUGAGAUUUGCCUACAAGCAAGAUGGACACACUCGCAAAACUGUGUUUGAGAGCCUCAUGGCUUAUGCCUUCCCGUUAAGUCACAAUUUGCCUCUGUUUACCUUUGAAUACAAAGAAGCCUUUGUGGAAAAUGGCUGGAAGGUGUAUGACCCUAUACUAGAGUACAGAAGACAGGGGGUGCCUAAUGAGAGUUGGAGAAUUACAAGAAUUAAUGACCGGUAUGAUCUUUGUGACACCUACCCAGCCACUCUGGUGAUCCCAGUAACUAUGUCUGAUGAUGAAGUAAGGAGGGUGGCUGCAUUCAGAUCAAAUGGGCGUAUACCAGUUCUCUCUUGGAUUCAUCCGGAAAGUCAGGCUACUAUCGUACGGUGCAGUCAGCCCACCCCAGGUGUCAAUGGGAAGAGGUGUAAAGAAGAUGAGAAGUACCUCCAAUCCAUCAUGGACGCCAAUGCGCAAUCCCAUAAGAUCUUCAUUUUUGAUGCUAGGGCUAGUGCCAAUGCUGUGGCUAAUAAGUCUAAAGGAGGAGGAUUUGAGAGUGAGGAUGCGUACCAGAACGCGGAGCUGAUCUUUCUGGACAUCCACAAUAUUCACGUGAUGAGGGAAUCUCUGAGGAAGCUGAAGGAGAUCUCCUAUCCUAUUAUUCAGGAAUCCCACUGGCUGUCAAAUCUGGAGUCCACGCACUGGCUGGAGCACAUUAAGUCCAUCCUCGCUGGUGCCUUGCGGAUUGCUGACAAAGUGGAAUCUGGAAAGACCUCUGUGGUUGUUCAUUGCAGUGAUGGCUGGGACCGCACAGCACAGCUCACCUCUCUUGCCAUGCUCAUGCUGGAUGGUUACUACCGCACUAUUCGUGGCUUUGAAGUGCUCAUCGAAAAGGAAUGGCUCAGCUUUGGGCACAGGUUCUAUCUUAGAGUUGGCCAUGGUGACAAGAACCACGCAGAUGCUGACAGGUCCCCGGUGUUCCUGCAGUUCAUUGAUUGUGUUUGGCAAAUGACGAGGCAGUUUCCUCAUGCAUUUGAAUUCAAUGAACAUUUUCUGCUGACUAUUCUGGAUCACCUUUACAGCUGCUUGUUUGGAACAUUCCUGUGUGACAGUGAGCAGCAAAGACUACAAGAGUCCAUUCUUGACGAGACUGUCUCCUUGUGGUCAUACAUUAACAGCCAACUUGAAGACUUUACUAAUCCACUGUUUGUGGAUUACUCUGACCAUGUCUUGUACCCAGUGACCAGCACAAGGCACCUCCAGCUCUGGGCAGAAUAUUACAUAAGGUGGAACCCAAGGACUAAGCCACAUGAUGAUGUCAAGAGUCGCUGUAAGGAUUUGCUUGUCAAGCGAGUGGAACUGCAGAAGAAACUGGAAGAGCUUAAGCAGGAGAUGAGUAACCGCUCUCUGUCCUCCGACCGGGGAGGGUCUGUGCAUUCUGUCACCCAGACCGUUGUUUAA